Messenger RNA from Aegilops tauschii subsp. strangulata, 1158 nucleotides. RefSeq names its product protein-L-isoaspartate O-methyltransferase. Gene Ontology annotation, molecular function: protein-L-isoaspartate (D-aspartate) O-methyltransferase activity. The record is from RefSeq and is a predicted model, not a curated record. NCBI's taxonomy places the organism in Eukaryota, Viridiplantae, Streptophyta, Magnoliopsida, Poales, Poaceae. Gene Ontology annotation, cellular component: cytoplasm. Gene Ontology annotation, biological process: protein modification process.
GGAUGCAUACGGCGCAGCCACGCUUGGACUAGAAAGAACGGCGGCGCCACCACCUGUCGAGACGAGGCUCCUCCGCACUGCCACGGCGGGCCGAGCUCCCCACACCUGUUCGGCCCUCCCGCUUCUUAUAGCGGGGUUCCACUACGCGCCAGCGCCAUGUCCCUUGCCGCCGCAGCCUCCCCGUCCUCGUCCCGCUUCCUGUUGCCCUCCACGGCCGCCCGCCGCCGGUCCCUCCACCACCUCCUCGCCGCGCCCGCGCCCCCGAGGCCGCCGCAGCUUCGGCGCUGCUCCCCGUACCACUGGAUGGCGCAAUUUUGGGCUGAAGGAUCACUGGAGAAGAACAACGCUCUGGUUGAAUACCUGAAACAGUAUGGUGUUGUUCGAACCGAUAAAGUGGCAGAAGUUAUGGAAACUAUCGACCGAGCCUUAUUUGUACCGGAGGGCUUUACCCCUUACACCGACAGUCCUAUGCCUAUUGGUUACAAUGCAACAAUAUCUGCUCCUCACAUGCACGCAACCUGCUUAGAACUGUUGAAGGAUUAUUUACAGCCAGGCAUGCAUGCUCUGGACGUUGGAUCAGGCAGUGGUUACUUGACUGCUUGCUUUGCAAUGAUGGUCGGACCAGAAGGUCGCGCAGUGGGGAUUGAACACAUUCCUGAACUCGUUGUUGCUUCUACUGAAAAUGUCGAACGGAGUGCUGCAGCAGCACUAAUGAAGGAUGGUUCACUUUCUUUUCAUGUUUCAGAUGGAAGGCUUGGCUGGCCGGAUGCGGCGCCAUACGAUGCUAUUCAUGUGGGCGCAGCGGCACCUGAGAUCCCUCGGCCACUGCUGGAGCAGCUGAAGCCUGGCGGGCGGAUGGUCAUACCCGUUGGCACAUACUCUCAGGACCUGCAGGUGAUUGACAAGAGCGCCGACGGAUCCACCAGCGUCCGCAACGAUGCCUCUGUUCGCUACGUCCCUCUGACCAGCCGCUCUGCUCAGCUGCAGGACAGCUGAGAUCCUUCGCUCUGGAUCUGGAAAUGUGUGUGUAUAUAUGUGAGUGCCGAUGAUCUUUGUCUACCAAUGUGGCGUCUGAUGUUUUAGAUGGUUUGGUUUUGUAUAAUGCUUACUGCUGGUUGAUGUUGCUUAGAAUAUGUGAAUACGUGUUGUGUGUGAUAA